GGAGAGGAGGAACCUCUGUGUGCCGCCGCAGGGAGCUACCGACAGCACAGCAACACGACCGCCGGGCGGGCUGCGGUGGUGGAGGUGGUCGCACACCGGUUAUCUGUCGACCAGAGGCGGCUGGCUCUGUCCCGGAGCUCGGUGUCUGAGAGUGAAUGAGGUUGAUGCUGCUGUGCUGCACCUGGAAGGACGAACGCAUGGGAGAGGAGGAAGCUGGAGGAAGUUUGCCCGUCUGUGCGGGAUGCAAACAGAGGAUCUAUGAUGAGCAGUACCUGCAGGCCCUCAACACAGACUGGCACACCGUCUGCUUCAGGUGUUGUCAGUGCAGUGCCUCCCUGUCUCACUGGUAUUAUGAAAAAGAUGGACAGCUCUUCUGUAAGAAAGACUACUGGGCCAAAUUUGGGGAGCUGUGCCAUGGCUGCAACGACCCGAUCACUACUGGCCUAAUCAUGGUCGCAGGAGAACAGAAAUAUCACCCAGAAUGCUUCACCUGUCUAAACUGCAGGGCGUUCAUCGGUGAUGGAGACACAUACGCUCUGGUAGAGAGAUCCAAACUUUACUGCGGUCACUGUUACUACCAGACUAUCGUCACCCCUGUGUCGCUGCCAGACUCUCCAUGUUCACGGAUCCCCCACACCGUCACGCUCGUGUCCAUCCCGGCCACGGCAGAGGGCAACAACGGACGAAGAGGGCGAGGUUUCUCUGUGGCCAUCGACCAGCCGCUCAGCCCGACAAACGGUUACAGUCCUGAACACGGACACACUGUCAGAGUCUCCCAGGUGGACGCAGACUGCAUCAGUCCGGAUGUAAAGAACUCCAUUCAUGUUGGAGACAGGAUCCUUGAGAUCAAUGGGACGCCCAUUCACAAUGUCCCUCUAGAUGAGAUUGAUCUCCUGAUCCAGGAGACUAGCCGGCUGCUGCAGCUCACCAUUGAACAUGACCCUCACAGUCAGGGGCAAGAGGUGGGCUCCUCAUCGGCAGAGGAGCAAGUGGAUGGCCCCCUAUCCACUCCCCUGUCAGAGGGCCCCAGCCCCAUCCUGCCCAUCACACAGCCUCCCAACCCCGACAUCAACAACCUGAAAUCCCGGAUCAUCACGCGGAGCUACAGCAUUGAUAAGUCACCAGGCUCCAGCAAUGCACCAUCCCCCAUCUCCCAGAGGAAAGACAUCAAUCGAUCAGAGUCACUCCGAGUUGUCUCCAAUCGGACGCACCGCAUCUUCCGCCCCUCUGACCUCAUUCAUGGAGAGGUGCUGGGGAAGGGUUGCUUUGGACAGGCCAUCAAGGUGACCCAUAGGGAGACGGGGGAGGUGAUGGUGAUGAAAGAGUUGAUUCGUUUUGAUGAUGAGACUCAAAGGACAUUCCUGAAGGAGGUAAAGGUCAUGCGCUGUCUUGAUCACCCCAAUGUGCUCAAAUUCAUUGGAGUGCUCUACAAGGACAAGAGGCUCAACUUCAUUGCAGAGUACAUCAAGGGAGGCACGCUGAGGGAAAUCAUCAAAAAGAUGGACAACAGCUAUCCCUGGAACCAGCGAGUCAGUUUUGCAAAGGACAUAGCUGCAGGCAUGACAUAUCUGCAUUCCAUGAACAUAAUCCACCGGGACCUCAACUCACACAACUGCCUGGUCAGAGAGGACAACACUGUAGUGGUGGCAGACUUUGGGCUCUCUCGACUCAUGGUGGACGAUAAGCAUGAGGAGAAGUUAUCGCAGGGUAAAAUCUCCGGCUUGAAGAAGCCUGACCGCAGGAAGAGAUACACCGUGGUGGGGAAUCCGUACUGGAUGGCUCCUGAGAUGAUCCACGGGAAGAGCUAUGAUGAGAGAGUUGACAUAUUCUCCUUCGGCAUCAUGCUUUGUGAGAUCAUUGGCAGGGUGAACGCGGACCCAGACUACCUCCCCAGGGCAAUGGACUUUGGACUUAAUGUGUCUGGCUUCCUGGAGCACUACUGUCCCCCAGACUGUCCCCCCGCCUUCUUUCCAAUGGCUGUUGUGUGCUGCGACCUUGAUGCAGACAAACGGCCUGCUUUCUCCAAACUGGACGAGUGGCUGGAGAAUCUAAAGAUGCACUUGGACAUUGGUCUGCCCCUGAUGUCUGAACUGGACCAGCUGCACAAGGCCUUCUGGGAGAACCACAGCAUCAUGCGCCCUGAAAACGGCCUGCACACUCACCCUGAACAUCCAGAGUAGAGUCAAACGUGCUUUGGAGGAGCAGGAAAAUUGGAGUUAACCCCAAAAAGGGCAGCCAUCUCCUGUCUCAGUGGCUGGAGGAGCGGUGUAAAAACACUCCUUCAUGUGUGAAGCAGAUGCUGCGGGCGGGUUGGCUCAGGCUGAACGAGUAGACUCAGGGGGAGAGCGUGGAUCUGAAGAGCCACUUAAUCGAGAUGCACACACUUAUUUAAGUCAAAUCAAGAGAGAUUUACUACAGUAGCUUGGUUCUGCUGGACCUGGAGCUUAAGUGGAACAUGUCAUAUGCAAUCAACUUUCAGAUCAUGACUCGUGUAGAUUUUGACCUUAGAGGUUAUUCCAUUCAUAGAUACUUAUUGUACUUAAUAUAGUGUGCAUAUAAAUGUGGAUUCAGCGAAAACAAAGCUUACAGCAAACCCUCAGCCUCCUCACUUUAGGCCUCUCCAGAGUAUAUUGUGCUGUAUGUGUUUGCAGGUGUUUCUGUGUGAGUUUGGUUUGCUUUUGGUUUGAAUUUCAAAUUUGAUCUUCUGAAAAACACAAAGAAGAGGUAUCUGUUUGUUUAAGAUCCACUUGCUGUCCACUUGUACAAGUCAAACAAACCCUUUCAAGCUUUAAAUAGCUCACUGAAGUGUGCAUGACUGUAAAUAAUGCUGUCAGGUCAGAUCCUGGUUCAUCGUGUUGCUUUGACCCCGUUAGGUCACAAAUUCCUACAUCCACACGUGUCUGUGGCAUCGCCCCCCUCCCUCAUUUAUUAUGUAGCACUGACUUAACAAUGAGGUACACAUCUUUUGCAUACAUUUUGAUGUAUGUCUCCCAAUUUAAAGAGCUCUUAUUCAUGUUGACAUGUCAUCCUACACAGUCAAACACGCACCACUGUAAAUAGCUGGCAACAUUGUAAAUGUUUUAAAUAUUGUAAAUGUAAAGACAUAUUUUAUAUACGUAUGCUACAUUGCCAUAUUUUUAUUGGCUGACCAGUGUAAUUGAAAAUAAUGAGAGUUAAAGUUUGACUGCAAUUAAUAGGGCACAGCCAAACCUUUUUUUUUUCUUGCUCUUUUAACACAUUGUCACCACUGUGACAGGUUUUUGAGCAGUUAGUGUUUGAAAUUAAGAGGAAUCUUAUUACUAGUUAUGGCCCCCCACCCUCAGUUCAAGCUCAUUUGAUGUUGCAUUUUAUUGUUUUCUUUCAUCCACAAAGAGAUUUCAGAGUUUUCACAUACACACAUAAGUUGUGCUGGAGUAAAUUUAAUUGUAAUUUUGGAUUACAGAACCAUAUCUUAACGUUAUGAUAAACUCUGAUUAUAUUUAGUUUGGGAAAUUUGAGAGCAAUUAAUCCAUUGUAGGAGAGAUUCUGAACACUUGAAGGUGUUUUUCAUAUGUUGACUAGGCAUCACUGUUGACUGUGAUGGAACACAUGAUUGCUGGUUUUCUUCUUUGAUUAAAACUGUCCUUUUGUAGGUAGAAAAUGUUAAACGCACUGCCAGCUAUUUAAGAUCACCCAAUUAACUUGAAAGAUCAAUUAGUAAAUUUAGUUUAAAGAAAAGGGGACUUAUUAAUGUAACAAAAUGUAUACACUAAGAAAAAAAUUAAACUUUCCUUGAUAUGUCAGCAAUAUAUCAACAAGCAUCCACACUCCUAAUCUGACCCCCUCUUAGCCCAUUUUUUGGGUAUUUUUAAUCAUGAAUCAUGGCUGGAUUUUGGUUUAUACCUGGCAUGAGGUAUCACAGUUAUUCACUCUUAUCUCAUGUACUGUACAGUCCAGGUGUAGAGAUACUACAUCAUCAGGUACUGCCUCAUCAUGUCUGUCCACAUAUUUGUUUUUCCUCCAGCGGACACCCCGCGGUUUGUUUACAUGUAAAUGUGAUCUGUAAAUACCACUCUAUGUAUGAGUCUGUCUUAACUCCUGUCUGUGUGCAUUGCGUUAAUAAGUGCACUCCUCAAAAAUAAUCUCUUCCACCCUCUCUUUUUCUCUUGCACCUUCGAACAAACUUUUUCUGUCCCUUGACUACAACCCUUUUCCUUGAUUUCCUGCUGUUGUUUUCACAAGCUGCAUGAUGUAUUAAGUCAACUCAGCUUCUAACACAAGCUCUUCUUGUCACUAAAUUAUGCCAUUUUAAAUAAGAAAACAAAGAAUGAAAGACAAAAAAGUGAAUAGGGAAAGUAAGGCUGAGAAGGAAAUGAGAAAAAAACAGCAUCUGUUUUUUUACAUAUAUAACUAACCACUGAAAUGUUUUUUGUAUAGAUUUGAGUACUUUAAUUUGCACUAUAUAACUAAAUGGCAUGUUGAAGCCAUGUUUGUUAAUUUCCUCUCUUGGGCUAACUUGUGAUAAGGAAAUAAACUUUGUCGGUUCAGGUUGUUAUAUGAAUGCAAGACACUGAUAGAGCCUUUCAACUGUAAAAAUGGGACUUGGGAAAUUCAUCCUCUUGAUAGCAACAGCUCUGAUUGUUAAAUGCAUUUCUGUGCAUGGUUUGAAAAUUGUUUUUGAAAAAAACUAUUAAAUUCCUCUGAAUUUUUUGCACAGAAAGUCGGAUAAUGACUAUAUUUUGAUUUUCCAACUCUAAUAGGACUAAAAUACCAAUAAAGGUACUUAGAAAGUCUUCUACCAAGAGGAUGUUUGGUCCCAGCUCUGCCCGCUGCCUACAGAACGGUCCUUUGUGAAUGAUGUCCUGUGUUGUUCCGACUGCUUGGUUUUGUAUGUGAUGCCCACGGAGGCUGCAACCACUGUAGGUCUUUCUGAUAAUAGAGCACUUAAAACCUGCCUGUCUCACCUCUCACCACUUUCUCCUCAUCACAACUCUUUUGGCUCAGGGCCGCACUUUUUCUGGAGCAACUUUAACUUAAUUCAGUAAAUUCAGCAGCUUAAUAGACUUUAAACCGCAACAGUGAGACUCACAGAGCAUGUAACCUGUCAAUGUUUUGGCUGAUAACACAAAAUAGGCUUCUGUAAAACAAGCACCCUCUCCCUGGUGAUGUGUUUGUUCGUGGGCAUGCACCGUACACACUAGUGGCUUUGCUGUAUUUCCGUCUCCAGUCCCAUCUGAGCCAUGUCGAGCAUGUUAGGUGUGUCUGUGAGGAAGCUGAUGAUCACUGAGAAUGUCGCCGCAGCACUUCUUUGCAAAGGAUCUUUACCUCUGAACAAUGCUGUGCCUUUGUUGUAAGCUAGCCUUGCCAACGACUCAAACGUGAACUGAUUUCCUUUUUUUUAAUGUGUCAUUAGUGCAAACCUGAUUCAAGUGGAUUGAAUAUCAUUGCUGAUACUGUGUUGUAUGAGAUUUCAUCUUGUUCUGUAUAAUAUUUAUAUUUUUCAGAUCUCCAUUGUCAGUUUUGAUAUUUUAAUAUUAUAUUUCUUUUUGUCUUAUUUAAUUUUUUACACAAGCUGUGAAAAAAAUUCUGCACUUUAAUCCUGAACGUGAACAUUUAGACUGAGGAGGCGACUGUUUUUUUCCCUUUUGUCACAGCUAAAAAUAAAACUGUUGCUUCUAAAACACAGUAAAGAGUUCACUCUUUAAUGAUCACGUCUCUCUUCCAAUUUAUGUGAAGUAAUUAAA
Molecule: messenger RNA, 5723 nt
Organism: Cheilinus undulatus (humphead wrasse)
Lineage: Eukaryota; Metazoa; Chordata; Actinopteri; Labriformes; Labridae
Gene: limk1a
Product: LIM domain kinase 1a
Exons: 16
Coding region: 156-2180 (674 amino acids)
Biological process (GO): actin cytoskeleton organization; protein phosphorylation; positive regulation of stress fiber assembly
Cellular component (GO): cytoplasm; nucleus; neuron projection
Molecular function (GO): protein serine/threonine kinase activity; protein binding; ATP binding
Source: RefSeq, a predicted model, not a curated record